AUGCCGAGCAAACUGGAGGGCGCGAUGGACGCGCUGAUUACGGUUUUUCACAAUUACUCUGGAAACGAGGGAGAUAAGUACAAACUGAACAAAGGCGAACUGAAAGAGCUUCUGAACAGUGAACUCACUGACUUCCUUACGUCCCAGAAGGACCCCAUGCUGGUGGAGAAGAUUAUGAAUGAUCUGGAUUCCAAUAAGGAUAAUGAGGUGGACUUCAAUGAGUUUGUGGUGCUGGUGGCAGCUUUGACUGUGGCCUGCAAUGACUUCUUCCAGGAACAACAAAAGAAGAGAGGAACCUAG
Messenger RNA from Chanos chanos (milkfish), 300 nucleotides. It is a transcript of the gene s100z, whose product is annotated as S100 calcium binding protein Z. NCBI's taxonomy places the organism in Eukaryota, Metazoa, Chordata, Actinopteri, Gonorynchiformes, Chanidae. The transcript is spliced from 2 exons. The coding region runs from base 1 to 300 and encodes 99 amino acids. The record is from RefSeq and is a predicted model, not a curated record. Gene Ontology annotation, molecular function: calcium-dependent protein binding; calcium ion binding.